GGCAGAAAUUGUUACCCGGGCAAUAAAAGUCAUCGCGGUGGUAGGACCUUGGGAGUGGGCACAUGGGGGCACGGGGGUGCAGGUGCCAAGCACCAUGGGUUAGGCCCGAGAUUGGAGUCCGGCCGCCCCCCGACAGCAGCCGCCUCCUGCUCCCCGCGCGCCCCGGGCGCCACCAUGUCGGGCGACAAACUCCUGAGCGAACUUGGCUAUAAGCUGGGCCGCACGAUAGGUGAGGGCAGCUACUCCAAGGUGAAGGUGGCCACCUCCAAGAAGUAUAAAGGGACGGUGGCCAUCAAAGUGGUGGACCGCCGGCGAGCGCCUCCGGACUUUGUCAACAAGUUCCUGCCUCGAGAGCUGUCCAUCCUGCGGGGGGUACGGCACCCGCACAUCGUACACGUCUUCGAGUUCAUCGAAGUGUGCAAUGGGAAGCUGUACAUCGUGAUGGAGGCAGCAGCCACCGACCUGCUGCAGGCCGUGCAGCGCAACGGGCGCAUCCCGGGGUCGCAGGCGCGCGAACUCUUCUCGCAGAUCGCGGGCGCCGUGCGCUACCUGCACGACCACCACCUGGUGCACCGCGACCUCAAGUGCGAAAACGUGCUGCUCAGCCCCGACGAGCGCCGCGUCAAGCUCACGGAUUUCGGUUUCGGCCGUCAGGCGCACGGCUACCCGGACUUAAGCACCACCUACUGCGGCUCGGCCGCGUAUGCGUCACCCGAGGUGCUUCUGGGCAUCCCCUACGACCCCAAGAAAUACGACGUGUGGAGCCUGGGCGUUGUGCUCUACGUCAUGGUCACCGGGUGCAUGCCCUUCGACGACUCGGACAUUGCUGGCCUUCCCCGGCGCCAGAAGCGCGGCGUGCUCUACCCUGACGGCCUCGAACUGUCGGAACGAUGCAAGUCCUUGAUCGCCGAGCUGCUACAGUUCAGCCCGUCCGCCCGGCCCUCGGCGGGCCAGGUGGCGCGCAAUGGCUGGCUGCGGGCCGGGGACUCCGGCUAGGAGCCGGGGUUCUCGCUGUUCCCGCCGCACCAGGCACAGAGCCAGGGCGGCGCACGCGCGAAGGACGAGGUUCGCGAAACCCGCGAAGUCGCCGCGCGUCACUGCGCACGCGCCCUGUCCCUUCCCCUUCCCUCACGGCGGCGGCCCACCGAGGCCGGCUGUUGGAUUCUGAUUCCUCCUGCACAACCCGAUUGCUGGAGAGCGCAUGCGCAUCCUCGAUUUCUGGCGAGAAGGCCCCGGGAGGGGCGCAAAGAGAAGAGAGAGAAGCAUUGCGCCUGCGCGGAAUGAGCGGUUGCACAGUGGGUCGCCGCGGUGCGGAGAAACUGCGGGCUGGCUGUGCACGCCGAGUUCCAGGUUGGAACCUGCAAUAAAUUCGCUCUUCCUCGCAAAUGG
Molecule: messenger RNA, 1389 nt
Organism: Mastomys coucha (southern multimammate mouse)
Lineage: Eukaryota; Metazoa; Chordata; Mammalia; Rodentia; Muridae
Gene: Tssk6
Product: testis specific serine kinase 6
Exons: 1
Coding region: 175-996 (273 amino acids)
Biological process (GO): protein phosphorylation; intracellular signal transduction; microtubule cytoskeleton organization
Cellular component (GO): cytoplasm
Molecular function (GO): ATP binding; protein serine/threonine kinase activity; tau-protein kinase activity
Source: RefSeq, a predicted model, not a curated record